AUGUCGACUAAUGAUGCCGUAUUCCAGCGGCGGAAUAAGCAAAUCGAGGAUGCCAUUGACGCCCAGAAUUUGAAGCAAGCGCUGCAGCUAAUUGAAAAAAGAAUCAAGAAAGGAGAGGAUACGCCAUUCCUGAAAGCAUGGAAAGCGAACAUUCUUUUCCGCCACGCCGACGAAACCCACCAGCAGCGUGGUAAUACAGAAACCCUCCAGCUAUGUAAAGCGAACCCCGCGGUGACAGACCUCGAUGCAUUGGAUAUUCUUUAUGAGACGCUGCAAAAAAUGGGUGGAAAUGAGGAGACCAUGAGGAAUAUCUGGGAGAGAGCUGCGAAAGCGAAACCCCAACUUCGUGAUAUCCAGACGAAAUGGUUUAAUAUCGCUUUUGAGGGCGAUGAUUGGAAGUCCGCGCAGAAGGCUGCUAUGACCUUGCAGAAUAACUUCCCAAAAAAGCGAAAGUACUAUAUCUGGGCCAUCUUCCUUUGCUAUCUUCUUGCAGUCGACGAAGCAAGCUCGGAAAUGGACCGCAAACUAUUCGGCACCCUUGCUUAUCGCAUGGUUUCUAAGGCUGCUGAAAGCGUCCCGUCUGAUCCAAAGGAGUUACUGAGCCCUCCUAGAGCUAUACAAUCAGCCGAGGAGCUAUUGCUACUUGUUAAAAUUUAUGAGUCUCAAGGACGACAUGACGAAAUUGUCAAAAUCCUAGACAGUGACAACCUUGGAAUCAAGUCCAAAAUUGUCCAGAAUGACUGGUCUUUCGUCGGUGUGAAGCUUGCCAGCUUAGAAAAGGCUGAGAUGUGGACUGAGGGCUUGCUAUAUGCAAAAGAACUUCUUGCUAUCCCUACCAAUGAAGAUGAGCAGAAGGCUAUCCAGGAGCGCGACGACUGGGCUGUUUGGCAUCUGCUUGUCACCGCAACACAAAAGCUAAAUGCCGCAGAAACGACCUCAGAGGCACAAAACUUCAUAUCUGAGUUCAUUGAAUCUCAGCCAAAGUCCCGAAAUGCACAACUAGCUCGGCUCGAUUUAACACAUUCCAGCUUUAAGUCUGGUGCAUUAAAACAGGAAGACUUACUUUCUGGCUGCCAGUCAUAUUUUGAUCACAGCAAAAACAAGAUUUACUGUUUUGGUGAUCUUUUGAGUUACCUUCCGACCUUGGACAAGGAUUCUAUUUCGGCGUUUGUGAAAUAUGCAUUCGAGGCAUCUUUGCAAAAUGAGGCAACUGGCCCAUUCAAAGGGGUUGCGGUCAUCAACGCCCUAAAGUUGGAAUAUUGCUUCCUGAUGUCCUCGGACGCGGCCAAUGUGUCUAAGGAGAAAGUAGAAGACUUUGUAUCUCGCUGCCUAAAAGAGUAUCGCGAAGUGGGACGCCCUGACCGAAGCUCUGCUCCAUCUACCAUUGAAAGCCAGCCGAGUGACGACCUGUGCGUUCUUGCAGCAAUGGGCCUGCUUCGCUUCAGCAGUAACUGGGUUUCGAGUAAGCAUGAGCAGAUUCCAGAUAUCAUGCUCAUCCGCGCGGCAGCAAUCUUGGAGCACCUUAUCGUCGAUUCCCCGCACAACUAUCAAGGAUUGCUACUCCUUGUGCGACUUUAUCUCCGUUUGGGUGCGGGAUCUCUUGCUCUGAAAACCUUCAGCAAACUCUCUGUCAAGCAGAUGCAGUUUGAGACAGUUGCACAUAACCUCUUCACACGCCUUGCAACUAUUCACCCUCACUCCGCACCGCCGAUUGAAGGUGCGGAAUACAAGGAUUUUAAUCCGCAGUCUGCCUUCGUCCAGGCUAUGAUAUUUUUCCUAAGCGCGGAUGUCACAUCCACCCGACAUCGUACGAAUGGCUUGGAAUAUGGCAGUUAUGUGAACGUGGAGGGAACUAUCGAACUCCAGAGGCGACUGAAACAGAGCAUCUGUCGUAGAAUGUGGGCUUUAGAAGUCAAACGAGUACAGAGACUUGUGGGUGGAAGCCCUGUGGGACGUUACGAUGAGAUUGCGAGAGAUCCUUCGCCAUUAGUUGACCAGCGUACUUUCGACGCGUUCAUGAACUGCGAGGCACCUGGUCAGCCUACGUUCGAGCAGUUGAUGCGUCUAGGCCCUCUGCCUCAGGCACAAUGGGUGAGGUCAGCUCAGUUGGCCGACAGGCUUUUGGGGCUCCUUAAAGAUAUGACCGCUCAAAAGCCAAUCUCGGCCGCACUUGAAAUUCCGGAGCUUGAUACCAUUAUCGGAGCUGAUGCCGAAUCUGAAAUGACUCCUUCAGAGAUCGAGUGCACGAAGUCCAACCUAAGUCUGCUACAAUUGGCUGUGUAUCUGAGUGGAUCAAAAUCCGUCACAUCUGAGCAAGUCGAGAAGAGUUUUGACCAACUGGAGAGCUGGUUGAACUCCACGUUGAAAGCUCUCGCAACAGACGGGAGCAACAUUUCGCCACUAUUGUUGGAGACGGCGAUUAUCCUACAACCGGAAGUCCCAUAUGCUCCAACUUGGCGACUCUUCCAUGGUGUACUCACCAUUCUUGAUUCUAUCAAGGCUCUGGCUCAAUUGUGCUCUAUAGCAUCGAAGAAGGGAUCCAAGGGUACCAAGCUAUCCAAGGAUCGAGUUGAAAAACUGUUGGAUUUGGGACGCACGGUGCACCAGAGUGCCCAGACGAAUAUCCUCGUAGCUAAGAAACAACUUUCUGAGUCAGGAAAGCUUGGCUCUUUGAUUGACUUGGUUGUUGGCGGCAGUGGCACAAGUGGUUUUGGCCCACAGCUCCGCGGCGAGUUUGAGAAGACCCUUGAUACGUCGGCUUUGGAGUUAUUCUGCGGCGAAUUAAUGGAAAGCUGGGACGAAGGGCUUGGUGGUGUGGUGGCUGUGAGGCUGUGA
Molecule: messenger RNA, 2835 nt
Organism: Aspergillus puulaauensis
Lineage: Eukaryota; Fungi; Ascomycota; Eurotiomycetes; Eurotiales; Aspergillaceae
Product: MDM20/NAA25 family protein
Exons: 8
Coding region: 1-2835 (944 amino acids)
Biological process (GO): N-terminal peptidyl-methionine acetylation
Cellular component (GO): cytoplasm; NatB complex
Molecular function (GO): protein-N-terminal amino-acid acetyltransferase activity
Source: RefSeq, a predicted model, not a curated record